Hypoxylon trugodes is the source of this 1446-nucleotide messenger RNA. RefSeq names its product S-adenosyl-L-methionine-dependent methyltransferase. Lineage: Eukaryota; Fungi; Ascomycota; Sordariomycetes; Xylariales; Hypoxylaceae. Gene Ontology annotation, molecular function: methyltransferase activity. The transcript has 2 exons. The record is from RefSeq and is a predicted model, not a curated record. The coding region runs from base 1 to 1446 and encodes 481 amino acids.
AUGCCGUCGCAGGCAACUAGUGUGACGGACUCGUCCGUCGGUCCUGUUAGUAGCGAAAAUCGCCGUAGCGUGGGUAUCUCGGAGCUUCCUGUACCGGAACUGGACAACGACAUCUCCACAGAAGAUUACUCGAGCGACUAUCUAAGUUCGUGGACGGCGAGCGCCGUGGAACCGGAAAGUCGCAUAUUAGGUCCCCACGACGAGUUAGCGACGAGCCAUGCCGACACCGCCUCUAUCUAUUCUCCGAGUCAUUACCCGACCGUUUCUAGGGCCUAUCGGAUCGAAUUGCCGUUUGACGAUGAUACCCCCGAGGAAGAGACAUUAGAUUCGACACGGUCAAUCAACGAAUUGGAUCUCAACUAUGUCAUGGAAAAUGGACGGCGGUAUUGCGGGUCUUAUUAUAUGCCAAACGACGACGACGAACAAGUUCGACUGCAAUUAAUCAAUCAAGUUUACCUCAAGACAUUCGAAGGCGAAUUAACGAGUGUACCUUUGGAAGCACCAACACACAUAUUGGAUAUAGGGACGGGCGUUGGAGAAUGGGCAAUUGAGAUGGCUGAGCUGUAUCCCGACAGCGAAGUAACCGGAACCGAUAUCUCGAACAUAUUCGAACGCCGUGUUCCUCAAAAUGUCUACUGGGAAAUCGACGACGCUGAAUUAGAAUGGGAACGACCACCGAACCAAUACGAUUUAGUACAUUUACGAGAUAUGACGGGAUCCUUUUCUGAUUGGCAGUACAUCUAUCGAUCCGCAUUUAGUUGCAUCAAACCAGGUGGAUGGAUUGAAGUAUUAGAUUUCGACGAUCGGAUGGUCAAUUUCCAGGCACUAUUCGCUCCUGGAUCAAUAGCCUACAAGGUAGCACAAGACCUUGAUGAGGCUUGUGUCCUGCAUGGAAGGCCUCGUGGAGUUUCUCACCUUGAACCAAGGUUCUUAGUUAAUGCAGGUUAUGUCGAUGUUCAAUUGACAGAGCAUGCUAUUCCUCUGAGAACCGAAGACGGCUCGACUGGAAAGUUCUGGCUUCUCGCAAUGUUGAACGGAAUGGAGUCUACUUGUCUAAGGCUUCUAACAAGAUACAAGGGAUGGGAAGCCAGUGAGGUUCGAUUAGCUUGCGACAUAAUAGGCCAAGAGCUUAUGGGGGUGGCACUGAAUCCCAAGAGGGCGAGGGGCAUCGUCGUUAAAGCCAGAGUUCUAAAGGGAAGGAAGCCAAAUCCUAACAGCCGGUGGUCCAGAGGGAUAUCAUCCAUACCCAGCAAUACGAUGCAGCAAAAACUCAUGGAGAUGAUGGGAGAGACCGACACAGAGGAAGCUAAUCUGACAGAUGGGGAAAGUGGCUAUUGUUCAUUCCCAUCCGAUGGGCCGAUAAGUGCUACAAGCAGCAAAUUAUUCGGCUCUAGUGUAGGGCAAAAACAACCAACCGAGACGGAGACAGUAUCUGGUACCGAGUGA